AUGACAGGGCACCUACUUGUUAAGAGUGAUGUUUACAGUUUUGGGGUUGUGCUUCUGGAGCUUUUAACAGGAAGAAAACCUGUGGAUAUGUCCCAACCUCAGGGACAGGAAAAUUUAGUGACUUGGGCGCGGCCUCGACUGACCAGUAGAGAAGGUGUAGAACAGUUGGUGGAUCCUUCCUUGGCUGGAACAUAUGAUUUUGAUGACAUGGCUAAGGUGGCAGCCAUUGCUUCCAUGUGUGUUCACCCAGAAGUGACUCACAGACCUUUUAUGGGUGAAGUUGUGCAGGCUCUGAAGCUGAUAUACAAUGACACAGAUGAAACUGGUGGGGAUUGCUGUAGUCAAAAGGAGUCUUCUGCCCCAGAAUCCGACUUUAAAGGGGAUUUUGCCCCUUCUGAUAGCAGUUGGUGGAAUGCUGGUGGGGUAACCCCUCGCUUAACUUAUGGGCAGGCCUCUUCUUUUAUCACAAUGGAGUAUAGUUCUGGCCCACUCGAAGAGAUGGAAAACAGGCAGUUUUCGACUUCGAGUUUGGUUGGAGAUGGAACAUCUUUGCCAAUAAAACAUGGUAACAGAUCAGGUCCCUUGAGAACGGUCCGAAGCAAGCCAAGCUUUUAUAGAUUAAGAGGGAGCAUGAGCGAGCAUGGAGGACUCCUUCCAAGGCGAGAUUGGAGUGACGCCAAUUGGUUCAAAAGGGACGGGGCUUUUCAGAAAGCGGUCAACUGUAGUCUAGCAUUCGGGGAUUCUGGAGUCUCCACGUACGAUGAGAGGCCGAGAGCUGACCAUGGCUUCUUAUUUUGA
Theobroma umbraticum is the source of this 798-nucleotide messenger RNA. The record is from RefSeq and is a predicted model, not a curated record. Lineage: Eukaryota; Viridiplantae; Streptophyta; Magnoliopsida; Malvales; Malvaceae.